This is a messenger RNA of Harpia harpyja (harpy eagle), 2999 nucleotides long. It is a transcript of the gene MEF2D, whose product is annotated as myocyte enhancer factor 2D. Lineage: Eukaryota; Metazoa; Chordata; Aves; Accipitriformes; Accipitridae. Gene Ontology annotation, biological process: cell differentiation; positive regulation of transcription by RNA polymerase II. Bases 1261 to 2934 code for a protein of 557 amino acids. The record is from RefSeq and is a predicted model, not a curated record. Gene Ontology annotation, molecular function: DNA-binding transcription factor activity, RNA polymerase II-specific; histone deacetylase binding; protein dimerization activity. The transcript is spliced from 15 exons.
UUUUGUGGUUGAAGCAGAGGAUGAGGACGCUGGAAAGCCGAGCACAAUUCCUCGCUCUGUUUCAGGCGCUGGGGGUGAGGUUGUAGCUCAGCUUUGGGAGCAGGAGCUCGCGACGCGUUCGGAGAGCCGGGUGCUGGCCUUUAUGCCUCAGUUUCCCUUUUGUUCAGUGGGAGAAAGCGCCGUUCCUCUCGCUUGUGGGAGUGUGCCGUGGGGGACGGGCUCUGCACAGGGGGAGGCACCGUCCCACACUGGAUGGUUACGGCCACUGGUAGAUGAAUGACCAGCACAAGGCUGGCUGAAACUGCUGCGCUUUACCCUGUGGAUCGCCUCCCAUCUUUGAGUGGCAAGUGAGAUGAAUUUAGCAGCUGUGUUUCUUUCUGGGCCACGAUGUUUUGUUCUCGUUGAGGACCGCUUUGGGCCAAGCGCACGGGCUGCGCUCCCUGGGAGAAAGCAUCCGAGCACACAGUUUGAUUGAGGAGCGGCGGCCGCAGCUCAUCCUCUGGCAGGCGCAGAAGAUGCAGGAGUCUGCGUAGCAGACGCUGCGGUGUGCCCCGGCACUCCCCAAACAAGGUUUUGGGGGAAUCGGGGGCCGGCCGACUGCCUUGGCAGCGGUGGGGACGGCGGUUCCAUCCCGCGUGCUUCCUCCCGUCCGCCAGCGCGCAGCAGACGUGGAGAAGGACGCAGCCACCCUGUCUCCUUGUCAGUGCGGAGUUUGGAGCCAAAUAAACAGCCCGGCACACCCCCACCCCGAUCGCCUUACAGAGCCUGGUGCCGGAGCCCAGCGCCGAAUUUAGAGCCCUUAUCUAUUGUCAGCCUCUGCGGUCGCUGCUGCUCUGCCGGGGGGGGUUGUUUGCCCCAGAUCCCCUUUUUGCUCCUGACACAGAUCUUCAAUGUUGGAAGUGCCAGGGGCUGGUUGGAGCUGCGAUGGUUGAGUCUGAGCAUUGGGAUGGAGGCAGGAACCUGGUCUUGCCUGUUCCUGGUGGUGUUGGCCAGAUCUUUCCCAUCCAUCUCUCCAAGGGACUCUCCGGUUUCUGAGCAGCUGCUGACGGCUCAGCCCCGCUGGAUCCAGCCGCACAGGAGGAUACCAUGAACUGAGCAAGGAGCGACGCAAAACUUAUUUUUUUUUUUGGCUUUUUUUGUUUGUUUUUCAUCCAAAAAAAAGCCCCCCACGCUCUUUAAUGAAAGCAUUUUAAAACGGGGUCACUUUUCCCCUCCCCUGAACUGAAGUCGUCCCGGGUGUGGUGAGGAUUUCCGGAGAAGAUGGGGAGAAAAAAGAUCCAGAUCCAGCGGAUCACAGACGAGCGCAAUCGGCAGGUGACCUUCACCAAGCGCAAAUUUGGCUUGAUGAAGAAAGCCUACGAGCUGAGCGUCCUCUGCGACUGCGAGAUCGCCCUGAUCAUCUUCAACCACUCGAACAAGCUGUUCCAGUAUGCCAGCACCGACAUGGACAAGGUGCUGCUCAAGUACACCGAGUACAAUGAGCCCCACGAGAGCCGGACCAACGCGGACAUCAUCGAGACAUUAAGAAAGAAAGGUUUUAACGGCUGUGACAGCCCGGAGCCCGACGGCGAUGACUCGAUAGACCAGAGCCCCUUGAUGGAGGAUAAAUACCGUAAAGGCAGCGAGGAUCUGGAUAUCCUGUUCAAGCGAUAUGGUGCGCUGAACAAGAAGCACAGGGAGUGCGAGAGCCCGGAAGGGGAUGAAGUGUUUGCGUUGACCCCGCAGACGGAAGAGAAAUAUAAAAAGAUUGAUGAGGAGUUUGAUAAAAUGAUGCAGAGUUACCGGCUCGCAUCCGCAGUGCCUGCUCCGAACUUCGCCAUGCCCGUGACGGUGCCGGUGACCAACCAAAACACGCUACAGUUCAGCAACCCGGGCAGUUCGCUAGUGACCCAGUCCCUGGUGACCUCCUCUCUGACGGACCCCCGGCUCCUCUCGCCGCAGCAACCGGCGCUGCAGAGAAACACCGUGUCCCCGGGGCUGCCACAGAGGCCAGCCAGCGCAGGGGCGAUGCUUGGGGGAGAUCUGAACAACACGAACGGAGCCUGCCCAAGCCCCGUGGGAAAUGGCUACGUGAGUGCCAGAGCCUCUCCGGGUCUCCUUCCCGUGUCCAACGGCAGCAGCUUGGGCAAGAUCAUCCCAGCCAAGUCCCCGCCACCGCCCUCCCACAGCACGCAGCUCGCCACCAACAGCCGCAAGCCGGAUUUACGUGUGAUCACCUCGCAGAGCGGGAAGGGGCUAAUGCACCAUUUGAAUACGCAGCGGUUAGGUGUCUCCCAAGCAACUCACUCUUUAACCACACCGGUUGUUUCUGUGGCUACUCCGAGUUUGCUGACGCAGGGGCUGCCUUUCUCUGCCAUGCCCACAGCGUACAACACAGAUUAUCAACUGACAAGCGCCGAGUUGUCUUCGCUGCCAGCAUUCAGCUCACCUGGUGGGCUGUCACUUGGCAACAUCUCCGCUUGGCAGCAGCAACAGCAGCAGCAGCAGCAACAGCAGCAGCAGCAGCAGCAACAACAGCAGCAGCAGCAACAGCAGCAGCAACAGCAGCAGCAACAGCAGCAGCAACAGCAGCACCUGGUUCCUGUAUCACUAGGAAAUUUAAUACAAGGGAGUCACUUGUCCCACACCACCACUUUGACUGUCAACACCAACCCCAACAUCAGCAUCAAGUCGGAACCCGUCUCGCCCAACCGGGAAAGAAACACUGCUACCCCGCUCAGCACCUUCCCCCACCCGCCCCGGCACGAGCCCACGGGCCGCUCACCCGUCGACAGCCUCAGCAGCAACACCAGCUCCUACGAAGGCAGCAGUGAGCGGGACGACCCUGCCCGCCCCGAUUUCAGCUCAUCCCUGGGCCUCCUGCGACCCACCAGCGAGCCCGAGGGGGAAAGCCCCUCUGUAAAGCGUAUGCGGUUGGAUACCUGGGUCACAUAACGGGUCCCCGCCGUCCCUGGGAGUGUCGCCGGCUCGCAGCGGGGCCGUGGGGAGGGGACGGGAGG